CAAACCAUUUAAAGAAAUAGAUUAAAGAAGAUAACCUCACAAAACAUAUAAAAUCAAUCAAACUGAAAUAGCAAACUAGAAAGAAACCUCUAGGUUUGCAAUGAGGGCAAAGAUCAUUUUUUGCACAGCAGUGUCUGUUGCCACAUUAGCAGUUAUUCUCUUAGCCUUGGUCUCACCGGUAGCUCAUAAAAAAAUGAAGAAGAUCCAACCAAGCAACAGCGCCUGGCUUACUCUUUCGCUAUAUAUCCAACAUCCCCAUUCGGAAACCAUAAAAAACCAACCAAAACCAAGAAUAAGUGCACAUCCUGGAGCAUAUGUGUUCCACCGAACUCUUACAGAGGGGCCUGAGAAUACAUCGAGAAUAGUCGGUAACGCUCAAGGUUUCAUACUCCCAACUGAGCAUUUUGCUCAUUCUGCUUUCAACAUUAUUUAUCUUACAUUCGAUACGCCAGAGUUUUCUGGUAGCAUUAGUAUGCAUAUAGAUCACAAGACCAGGGAAGAGCUUACGGUUGUUGGUGGGACGGGCUCUUUUGCUUUUGCUCGUGGUCUUGCCAUUUUUGCACCGAGGUCGUCGAACUCCCAAGAAUCUGAUGUUAUUGAUGCAAGGUAUCAAUUGAAACUUCGUUUAAAGUUCCCUAACCAGGUGAGGAGGACAGUUCCGGGAUGAGACAAAAACCCCAUGCUACUUCACGCUUGCAUAAUAUGCGUGCAUUUUUCCCGAGUGUUCUUGUUGUUAUAGCUUGAAUUCUUUGCUGAGCCAAAGGCAGUUUCUUUUCUUUCCUUUUCUGUUUAUUCAUUUGUUUUGGUGAGACAAUUACACACUUUGCCGUCAGUUUCAUAUUGACAACAUUUUUACAUACGUUUUCUGGAAGUAUCAGAAGAUAAUAGUAUUUGACUAAGCUUAGUAACGUGGGAGUAUGGCUAAAGGUACAACGGUCUUUUAUCCUUGUAAACUGUGCAAUAACCAUCCCAUCUAAUUCACUCUUCCGGAACCGAGCAGCAGCUUUUAACAUUGCAACUUUUUUCUUCUUCUAAAUGAAUACUACAACCUAUUCUGAAGUGAACUGAUUUAAUAGUGCCGAUUAAUGGGACAAAUAGUUUUCAUGACUGGCUUAAUGACAUGUAUAACAAUCGGGAUAGAAAUGGGUAUGUAAUGAAUUGGUCUGUUUUUUUGUAGCAUUGUUAUUUGGCAUGUAUCGAAAGCAAGGUGCAAACAGAAUAGUGCUGCAACCUUGUGUUUCAGAAAACCAAACAGAAUAGCGUUGAAACUGCAAAAAUGAUUGUCAAGUAUAUUAAUAGUCUGAUGAAUAUUAAUAAUGCCGAUUAUAACAUAAUGCAAGAACGGUGUUCUCUUUCUUUAAUGUUCAUGUUCAUAUCCUCGAGGAUCAUCCUUAAGGUUUCCAGAAAUCUGAAAUGAGUGAACAUUAUAGUAAGAGAACAAUGCUGUGAAACAUUUGACAACUCAACAAGAGGAUGAGGGAAGCAUCACAGAAAGUUUUUUUUUUGUUCAGGUUGAUGAGCAACAUUAUUCAUCUGUCGGUUUGAUAAUUUUCAUAUAUGAAAAUACUAUAGAUAGAAGUACUGGUUUGAAUUUAUUAGGUUUGUGUAAGUUUUGGUUUCAGCUUUCCUAAUUGUGUUUAAACUCCCUUGAGUACCUAACAAAAAUAUAGGUUCCUUAUUUCUUAUCAAUGAAUUCAUUAUAGUGAGCUUUUUCUCUUUUUUACUUUCAGCGAAUACACGUGAAAGUAAAAGCUGAGAAUGGCUGUCAUUUUAAUGGGACCAGUAGAAAUAAGUUCCGAAAUAGUAAUCGUAUAUGACAUAAAUUGAGCAUUGUCUGGAUUCAUGAAAGAUUAUAUAUUUUUUUUCUAUCUGGCUACGUACACUUUCAGGUAACUAUUAUAUAUUAUUUUUCUAUCUGGCUACGUACGCUUUCAGGUAACUUGGCAUUUUUUGUUCAUAGCCAUUGCUUAUUCAGGGUCCAGAAACAGUACGAGGGUGGUAAUAAGAUUGGGUGAUGCGGAUUUGGUACUCUAUGCAUGGUCUGGACGACAAAUACAGUGCAAUGGCAUCAUAUUUUAGUGGCUAUACAAUCUAAAUAUUGAAGCCGUGAAGAAAAAUCUAUGAAUUAAGUUGUAUUCCUAAAAUCCUAACUGCAACCAAAAUACAAAGGUUCGGUUUUGUUUUUCAGUUGUUAUUUCUUAACAAAAUAAAGAUGGCACCAUGCUUUUGAACCUUACAGGGAUGCUUUCCAACCUAACUGUUGUACAUGAGUAAACGUCUUUCCUUGCAGCUGCUCGGUCCACUCCUGACCAUCACUCCACCAGUAUUGCUAGGAUUUACUAUGGUAAUGUUGUUUCGCUCCCAAGCAAAUGUGGUGUUAAUAUUCCUUAUAUGAUCUGCCCUUCCCUUACGCAAUGCUAAUCUGAAAUAUAAUUUUUGUUAAGUGUCUGUGUAGUAUUAUUAAACGAAAAAAAUGCAGUUGAUACUUCUGUUAAAAGAGUUCAGCUGCUGCUGACAUUUUUGAGUUGAUUACUAAAUUUAGGAGUUAUUGUCACUUUGUUGGUAGCCUAUAUGUCCUCCAAUUGAAUCCUUCUUUCUCAUCCUUUAGUCUUUUCUUACACAAUGGUCAUCGUUUAGUCUUUUCUUACACAAUGGCGAGUAACGGGACAACAGACGGGAAAGCUAGCGUUAAAUUAGAGAUAUUAAGCUUUUCUAAGAAAAUUGAAUAUCUCAUUUUCUACAGUGGUGUCAAUAUCUCUUCUACAGCUAAUCCAGCUAUUCCCAAUGAAUUUUGCUCCAUUCAAUUGAAUCUCUUCUUUCAUUUUCUCCUCAUUGUUAAUUUUUUAUUCAUUUAGGCUCAGACAAUUGCAUUUACUUAAGAAGAAAAACCAUGGGCUCCUACUACUACUAGACAAAAGCAGGGAGCCGUCGCAAUAAAGCUUCUGGCAUCGAUUCUUUAACCCCAAAAUGCCGGUAAAUAUGGUUGAUAUAUGCGGUAGAGAUUGGAAUCUUGGAGAAUGCAAGGAACAAAGCAUUUGAGAACGGAUUUUCCAUGAUUAGGUUAAUUCUUUUAAGAACUUAUAAUGAUUUUUCCUUACGAUCAAUAGUGCAUAAAAAUUCUCUCCUUCAAUCAAAGCUUCUCUUACUUAAAGUUUGUGUCAUAUGAACCAUUUUUUUUUUUUGCGUGGGAUCUUCUAUUCAUUUAACUCCAAGAAGACCAAUUGUUUCAGAUUUUACACCUAGAAGGCUUUGGCUUUCGUUGUUAUAAUGCAGGUAAGUGCUGAAACCAUGUACCAUCCUUAUUGAUGUUUCUUUCCACAUUUUCCACAUUUUAGCAAUGUAUGAAAAUGAUAUUAGACUACCUGAGGUCAAACACAUAUCCAAAGGAAACUCUUAGAAAUUAUCAAAGUUACAUUCGAGGCCUAAGUACACCCAUUGCCGGAGAUUCGGUAUCAAGUGAUAGUCUCUUACUUCUGGUGGGCGAAAAAUUGACAGAGUGCGGGUUGUUUAUUUAUUUUUAUUUCUUUGAAGCAUAAAAGGUGUGGGUUGGGUUGGAAGGAUCAAUGAAAAUAACUUUUUCUUUUUGCAAUUCUUAUGCUUUAUGGGCAAUUCUUAUGCUUUAUGGAAAACGACCAUAUUCUUAAAGUUGAUUUGACGUACUUCGAUGUUUGUGUUGCCAACAUCCCUUAUCAAAUCUCUUCUCAAUUUUAAGUUACAGACGCAUAUACCUUAUUUAUAAUGAGAUUGAUAGCAUUUGUCUCAUGGUGUAACAUUUACACCUUUAGCCGAAGCUUGCCCAAGAAUGAUUUCGACUGCAAUCUCUUUGGCUAGAUUUUACUUGAUUGUUUAGAGAUAUAUUGUGUUUUUUGUUAUUUUUCUUACUUCCAUUUUCGGAGGCCUCAGUCCUGGACAAAGCUAACCCUCACCUAGCCAGAGGGUUUCAUCACAGGUAAACAUUGUAGUAAUCAAACAAUGAAAAUCAACCCAAUCGACCUAAGUUUAAUUUUUCGUGUAGGUAAUUCUUCCCACGAACUAGAGAUAUAUCGAUGCACUUAAGAACUGACUAUGCCUCUGCACACUGUUUAGAGAUAUCUUUAUAGAAUUAGGACCGUUUCGUCCAGCUAGGAAUUGUAUUUUUGUUCAUGUUUUUCUGUUCAUGGAAUUAUCAUUGCUCACUAUAUGGAUUUGAUUGGAUUUAAUUCUCAUUCUUAGUAGUAGUUAGUAAUAGUGCUUGCACGUUCUAGAAAACUAAAAAUUUCUUAACUCGGAACAAGGUGAACCCUAAAACAGUCAAAUCUUAAGCUUAGGUUUUGUAAGACUAACCCAUCUUUUUAACUAUUCGUUCUGUUUUUGUUGAUUGAUUUUAACACAUACAGUACAUUAAUAUUUACUCGGUAUUUUUCCUGAUUUAAAUCGUUGUCCCUGUUUUUGUUUUUGAUUUUUUAGUUUCUUGCUUUUCAGUAGAUCAUGUACGUCUUCGGUGUUGCAUGUUUAUCUCUUACAGUCUCUUUACCCUCAACAAAAAAUCCCUUCUUCCACUGGAUGGGAUCACAUGGGAUCAUGAAUGAGACGGUAAUGCGGUUUGUGUCUAUGUUUCCCUUUUUGUUUUUGACAAUUGAUUUCCUGAAUUUUAUUUCAGCAGAUAUGAAGCUACAAGAAUACAAAAUAUGGGAGUUUUGGGGAAAUUCUAAAUUAUGAGGUUCUGAAUUAGUCUAUAACAUUAAGCCAUACACCUGGGUUUGUGUUUAUGCAUGUUCUGAAUCUCCAAUCUUUUAAUCUAAUAGGUGGAAGCAGUGAAUAAUGUGAAAGAUAUAAUUUAAAGACUCAAAGGAAGAGACAACCGUUGUCUGAAUAAGAUGAAGAGCGAAUUGUACAUCAAAGAAAGAAAAAAACUCUUUGGAGGACUCCCGCGGAUCCUUGAUCAAGAGCUGAGACAUUUGGAUAACAAGGAUGGUGAAUGGCAAGAUAUGAAGCAACAGGCUUCCCUGGAAAGUUGUGUAAGAUUUGAGAUUUCUGUCGUAUAUAUUUUUAAAAAGGUAAAACAAUCUUCGUGCAUUAGCACCAUGAGUUAUUAUAUGAGACCCGACUGUUUUAAGUUA
This is a messenger RNA of Papaver somniferum (opium poppy), 5099 nucleotides long. Its product is annotated as dirigent protein 21-like. The transcript is spliced from 2 exons. Lineage: Eukaryota; Viridiplantae; Streptophyta; Magnoliopsida; Ranunculales; Papaveraceae. The record is from RefSeq and is a predicted model, not a curated record. The coding region runs from base 101 to 667 and encodes 188 amino acids.